Symbiodinium necroappetens is the source of this 752-nucleotide messenger RNA. Lineage: Eukaryota; Dinophyceae; Suessiales; Symbiodiniaceae. The record is from the annotation of a GenBank genome assembly.
AUGCGUGGUUUUGCCAAACUCUGCGCCUUGCUGGGCGUGUUUGGCCUCGUGAGCACCGAUGUGGAGUCCUCAGAGACUUCCCUCACCGCGGACGAUGAGUGCAGCGGUGAAACCUGCGCUCUGAAUGCCUUGCAGCUCCGUGCUGGAUCUGUGGAGGGCAACGUUUCUGCGGACCUGGCCCUCUCGCAGGAGGGUGGCAACGCUUCUUGGGCUUCCUGCGCUGCCUACGGCUGCCACGGCUACAGCCGAUACAGGCCCUGCCAGUGCAACAGCAAGUGCAAGUACUAUCACAAUUGUUGCGGAGACUACUGGAACAGGUGCUAUCGUCACCCGUCGCCGCCGCCUCCUCCUCCCCCUCAGUCGAAAGCUUCAUGCGCGGCGAUCCCAUCGUGUGCCCACCUGAGGCUCCACGGCGACUGCUGCCCCACACCCCAUGGCGACUACCUCGGUUGCUGUCCAGACAGCAUGGUGCCCCACCCGACCGCACCGCCACCAAAGCUAGAACACGGCCGCCAGAUCCUGACGGUCUACCAUCAGACAAGCCCGCAGAUCUGCAAGCUCAUCCUCGCGAAUGGUUUCAAGCUCGGCCACAGCGGUUGGUGCGGGGGUGCCAUCUACUUCGCCAUGAGUCCGCAGGCAACGAAGACGAAGGCAAUCACCCCACACUCGGGCGUCGGCUGCAUGAUCGAGGCAAAGGUGGAUGUUGGGCGGCAGAAGAAGUUUCCUUGCUGCCGUGCCUGGGACGCUUUCGG